UGGAGAUAUUUACGGGAGGGGAGGAGGGAGAGGACGAGGGGAGCAGGGAAAGGACGAGAGGGGCGAUAUGCUGCUGCGGAGUGCGUCCUCGCCGCUGCCCGGCUGCGCGCGCGCGCCGGCCGAGCACGGCGGCGUCGGCGCGGGGCAUCUCGCGCUGGUGUCGCCGUCGCCGUCGCCGUCGGCGCCGCCGAGGCAGGGGGCGCUGUGCCGCGCGAUGUCCGAUGGCGACCUGGCACUGGCAGGGCCGCUCACCCCCGCCGUCGGGGGCAAGAAGGUAGACGGACACGUUUACGACAGGAUUCCGCCGUUGUCGGCGUCCACGUCGGCCUCCAUCUCCGUCCAGGAGGAGGAAAAAGAGGGCGAGGAGGGUUCGCUUGCGGAGGCGGCCGUGCUGCUGGGCCGACUGCUGACAAGCACGGUGCUUCACGCGCCCACGGGGGCGGCCGCCGCCGUGGCGUUCGUCGAGGAGGGCGUCGGGGGAGGUGGCGGCGGUAGGAAGGCGUGCGGCAGCGGUAGGCAGGAUGGCGGCGACGACGGAAACAGCCGCAGCGCCACCGACGCGCACUACCGGCGGAUAAUCGAGUCCAACCCGGGCAACUCGCUGCUGCUCGGCAACUACGCCAGGUUCCUCAAGGAGGUGGAGGGGGACGCGGCGAGGGCGCAGGAGUACUGCGAGCGCGCCAUCCUGGCGAACCCCAGCGGCGCCGAGGCCCUGGCGCUCUACGCGGAGCUCGUCUGGGAGACCAGCCGCGACGCCGGCCGCGCCGACGCCUACUACAGCCGCGCCGUCCAGGCCGCGCCCAACGACUGCUAUGUCCUGGGCUCCUAUGCCGGGUUCUUGUGGGACGCCGAGGAGGACGACGAAGAGAACGACAGCGCCGAGCCGCUGCCACCGCCUUCACCGUUCUUAGGGGCAGCCCAGCCUCCUUCCAUCACAGCGGCAUCUCAGGUGAACUCGAGACCUCACCGCCUGUGAACAAGCUGGAUCUGGAACUUUGCGAAGAGCACCAUGAGAGGAAUCACGGCAGCCGGUCCUCUCCGAUGAGUCACCGUCGUCACCGGCUCGCCACCGCUUGUAAACUGAACCGGCCACAUGUAAAACUGAGUCAGGAAGGGCAAUAAGGUCGCCAUCGGUAGAAUUAAUCUGCAGGGUUAUGUGAUAGGUAUCUAGUUUGAGACUCUGCAGAUCUUGUACAUGCAGAAUGUUGUUGGCCACUUGUGUUAUUAGUAUUAGUAUCACUUGUGAAAUAAACAUCAGAAUCGUUCGUUCCAGCUA
Molecule: messenger RNA, 1276 nt
Organism: Phragmites australis (common reed)
Lineage: Eukaryota; Viridiplantae; Streptophyta; Magnoliopsida; Poales; Poaceae
Exons: 2
Coding region: 68-976 (302 amino acids)
Molecular function (GO): protein binding
Source: RefSeq, a predicted model, not a curated record